ACUGCCGCGGCGUCUUCAAUUUCCUCGUCUUCGCCAGCGGCGUCGUCUUCUUCACGCGUCGGUGACGGGUCUUGUUCUGCUUCUUCAGGUGGAAGCUCUUCCCCAAGACGUAUGAGCACUUUCUCGCAGCGACUGCGCAGCCGGAACCUUCCGUGGUUCGGGGGGCGACGCAUCAUCUUGUGCGACCCGGGUGGCGGGGUGAUGCGCGGGGGCAACCAGAUCCGCAUGAAGAGUGCAGAUCGUCGGAAGCCGAGGUAUGAGCGCCAGUGGAACGCUGCGUUUGGUCGUCCGCCUGCGCGCUCAAAGGUCCAGGGAGCUUUCAACUCCAUGCGGCUCGGGCUCUCGCAGCUGGAGGGCAACACCUUUUGCGAGGACCGCUACGCCUUUGACGAACUGUACGCAAACGGGUCUAGCGUGUUUUUCGUUUCAGUAAUCGACGGGCACGGCGGCUGGCAGGUGGCGCACUUUUUAGAACGAGAGCUGCUCCAGCAAGUGCGGAAACGCAUGUUCGGCGAAGAUGCACGAGGAAAAUCGGGGAGCUACUUCUCUCCCCACAAUAUCACAUCUGACAGCGAAGAGAAAGGCGGCUACUUCUUCGGUCUGGGAAAAAAAGGCUCGCCUGGAGAGUCCACACCUGUCGCUGAUGCAGGGGCAAUACAAGUAAAAUUAACCACUUGGUCCUGGAUGUUGUAGUUGUUGUAUUUGGUCGAUAAGCAAUAUCGAGUAGCUAGUCUAGUAAAAUUUGUGAUGAAGUUGCAGCGCUUUUUAGUUUAGCAAGAUGAAAUCCGAGUCGUUACGGCAAAUUUACAUCACAUUGAAGAAAUCUCGCAUUUCUUUCGACGAAUCAGUUUGAUUCUAUUGUGCCGACCGCGGUUGAUGCUCAAGGGAUUGGUCGCGUGCUGACGGAGGCUUACAACGAAGCUGACGAGACGUUGAAGGCGAGAAUAUCUUUACGGCUAGAAGUGGUACAUCCUCAGCAUCUCGAAAGAUGUGUGCUGUUGAGUCACACACUUCGUAUCGUGAAAAAACGAAGCAACAUGUUGCGAUUGUCUUGACAUGACGAAAAAAACGCGCACUUACACCUAGACGAACCGCUGCACGAAACAAUAAUGACAGGGAUGAAAUCCAAAAUUUCAUGUUCGUGGAGCACAAGAAGAUGCUCCCCCUUCACAUCCUGCUUCAUCUAACGUGUGCUUCAGUGCAGCUCGGUUUUGAUCGUUUUGUGCGACUUGGCGCCUGUGUGAUUACGUGUGCCAUCACAGAUGGACAUUACGUUGUAGCCAACGCCGGCGACUGCAAGGCACUGCUGUGUCGCGGAGGCAAAGCUGUUCCUCUCAGCCGCCUUCACAAUUUGAAUAUGCCGGAGGAAAGGGAGAGGCUGCGGCAGGAACGUCCGAACGAGAAAGACCUUGUGCAAUGCGUCCACGCUUGGAAAGAUCCCGCAACGUCUAGGGUACCAACCUAAGAACUAACUUUGAUAUCAUUGUUUUUAUUUUACGAAGGAAGAGCAAGCCUAGACGAAUAUUAUAUCACAAACAUAGCACGAAUUUUUGCUUGCAGCAGUUCUUUUUUGACAGAGUAAAUAAAACCUUUAUGCAGUUAUACGAGAGGCCUGGACCCGGGUUGGAGAAAAUCGAGACCGCGUGCUAUGUCAAAGGCGUUCUGCAACCCACACGAGCCUUCGGGGAUUUCGCUCUCAAAUCUGCAGACCUUAACAUUACUCUAGGUAGCUUCCCCGGCUCAGGCAGCAAAAGCGUCUAUGCGAGGGUAUAAUCACUUACAAAUUUUGUGGCUCUCAAAUGAUGUACUAGACGAAGAUGGAUGCUACGUAGGCUCGUCCUCUAGUAAGAUCAAGAGCCAGCAGUCUACUAGAAGAUAUUUAUCUUUAUUAUAUUUAUAAUAAAUAUUACUUUGUCUUUGUUCCAUCUGUUUCUGCGAUUCAAAAAUGAAAUGCGCGUGGGCAACGGCAACAGGCUCAGAGCUCCGAAUCAUGAACGCAACACCAUUUCAACCAGCCUGUUGUGAACGGAGCAGAUUUCAGCAAGGGACCAUACAUCACAGCGGCGCCGGAGGUGAGGAUUGUCCCACGUGAAGCGGGUGACGAAUUUGUGAUUGUGGCGAGCGAUGGCCUCUAUGACUUACUAUCUGACGACGAGAUUGUCGAAGUCGCACGCGCCGCAGGGAAUCCCGAGCUCGCAGCGGGUGCCCUCACUGAGGCAGCCAAACUCCGAGCAUUGGAGGUAAUUACAACGAAAGUCUGACUCGUCUGAGAAGUCUGGUGGCGUGAAAUUAUAACAGAGCAAUUUAUAAGGUUUCACCGCUCGCAUGGCAUGGAGUGCAUGGAUCACAUGGAGUAGCAUGGAGCUAAAGGGGGAGCUUCUUGCGCCCCUUAAAGCUCUGCCCUCCAUGCUACUCCAUGCACCACGCGCGCUAUAAACUACUCUGUUAUAAGCAGGAAAUUUUUUUUGAAGAGCACUUUUAGCGGGUGACCUGCAGACGAGCAUCGACGAGUCAGGCCCUUCAACCUUCCCUGGAAUGCAAUGCGUUAUGAAUUUGAAUUUCAUGAUCUUCCAGGAAUUGGGUCUCUCCGCGAAAGAGUACGAGUCCUUAACUCCAGGCGAUAGGCGAGACGUCCACGACGACGUCACAGUUGGUGUUUUCUACUUGGAAUUUCCCGAUCCUUGGCGACAGAAAAUAUCGCGAGUUUCGGAGCAACUUCAGAGUGUCUGCGACGAGGUCUUAAAAUCCGCUGGAAGCAAUCUCAAGAAUGGCAAAGGCAGCAUGGGUAUCUGAAAAUAACAAGACGAUGAUGAACCGGAACGCGUUAUAUCUUCUUGGUUUUGGUUAAUUUUCAAAUCGGAAAGUAAUAUUAAAUAAUGCAAUGCCAUGACCUCAAGCUCAAAAACUACAGACACGUACACGCAGGUAUGCAAGAAUUUUCCGUCUGUAUCGCGGAUCCGUCAUUAGAAGACUGUCCUUUAGUUGCAGUAAGCAAGGGAUUCGAGCGUCUUACAGGAUACCGGGUAGAGGAUUGUGUCGGCCGCAAUUGUCGUUUCCUGAAUUACGGAGUCCCACAAGAAAAACUCGACAACGAAACGGCAUCCAGACUCCGCGCCUUCACUGACGUACACUAACAGCCUUUUUAGAUGCACAGACUUAUACCAGAGUAAUUCGUAAGGUUUGCCAGCUCGCAUGGCAUGGAUCGCAUGGGCUUGCAUGGAGCUAAAGGGGGCGCUUCUUGCGUCCCUUAUGGGUCUGCGCUCCAUGCACCCCAUACUACUCCAUGCGUGCUCUAAACUGCUCUGUUAUACAUUCAUAUACACAGUCAGAUAGUUACAGAAAAGGCAAUUUGUCAAUUGUAGUAAGCAAGAGCUGACAAUAUAAAUUUCCCCGGGGUGCUGCAUCGAGGCAAUAUCCUGCUUUGUUUUCAUUGUUGGAGUCAACCCAUGCAGAUGGAUUCUGGACACUCAAUUACUUAUAAAUAUUUUUUGUAUUAACGACGCCGGACCAGGUAGCAGUUUCCGGCGACCCCCUCGCCGUUGCGGGCGCCAACGUGGCACCACCGCGAUGGGCGCAAGACGUUAUCGGGGGCGGAGCGUAUUUCCUGCGAUGGAAUCGAACAAGAAGUGGGGAAUUAUUUCAAAACUUGUUUCUCCUUCGGCAGAUCUGGGCGGAAGACCGCACGUAUCUCAUCGCGCUCCAGACGAAACUCGAAGGCGACAUUGAGAAGGUUGGGGGUUCCAUACUGGAGGAACUGAAUGCUAGUUGCGACAUGCUCAGUCGCGCAAUCACCCGUCGCAUGACGGGCUUGGAGCAGGUUCUCCAUCCCUAUCCGGAUCACGGCGAGGAGCCGCCGAAACUGAAGGAAGUGAUGCGUAAAUUCAGAAAGAAGACGAAGUCAAACGCGACUAGAUAACGACGUACUAGAGAAGUAAUACACGUACUACCCUUCUGUCGAAAAACGGUGUCUAACGUCUCCAAUGGCUCAGCAUGCUCAUGCUCGUCAUCCCGAUGCUGCUAAAAAUAAUUGAAAUUGUUUACGUCGAUCGAGUAGUGCUCACGAUUCUGGGUAAAAAUGUGCUAGAACGGGGAAGCAAAAGCUGACUCAGUUUUUAUUUAGGCAAUCCUCUUUAGUUACUACAACUUGUUCUUUACGUUUGCACGCGUGCCUAGCUGUGGUUUCCCGUUGUGCGGAGGAUUCGCCGUUAUUGUUUGUGCACAAGACUGGCUUCUGUUUGUGUACAAGUACGUAGGAGCUGUCUUCCGUGACAGUGUAACAACUCCUUACUCUGAACGGGAGCGGUAGCAGAAAGGGAAGCUUGAACAUCGAUUGCCGCUGUUGGAGUCGUUCUUUUUAUCCGCAGGGCUCUUCUGUUUUACAAACAACUUUUUUAUCCGAUGAAUAAUGAGGCUCUUUGUCGCAAUCGUAGUUCAUACGACAGGAGCUUUAUUCAUUGCAUAUUGUCCGUGUUUUUGCUUCGAGUGACAGUGCGCUUCAUGAGGUAUCGAAAUUGCUGAGCACUCUAAGGACUACAGGAUGAAAAUCUACCAGCCAACCCGCGCUGCAGGAUUUUCUUCAGCCAGUUCAGCAUCUCCGUUGCUCUACUUGUUGGUAACAUGUACAGAUCGGACAAGCACUAGGUCUCACAGGAUCUUGGUUCGAGUGCCACUGGUUUUGCGUUAUAACAGCUUUUGAAGAUAGCCAGUACGUUACGUACGUGCCAGCGAUGAGACCACAUCUUAAAUGUAGUGUUGAUGAUAACCUAUUGGAAUACAAGCAUCCUCGGUUAGCAAUGAGCAAAAAAUGUGUAUUCUGUUGCGAG
This is a messenger RNA of Amoebophrya sp. A25, 4823 nucleotides long. Lineage: Eukaryota; Dinophyceae; Syndiniales; Amoebophryaceae. The record is from the annotation of a GenBank genome assembly.